GAGCGAACCACACCAGUGUUUUGUAGUUUCACUUUCUUCCGACGCUCGUAAAGAGUGAAGCCGUUCGUCAUGAAUCGAGAAAACGCCACGAAAUAAGCAAGAUGGCAGAGCAGAGCCGGACGGUGAGGGUGACGGGGCUGCCCUCGGAGGUAAAGGAGGGGACAGUGGAGGACAAACUGUGUAUUCACUUUCAGAGACGCCGAAACGGAGGAGGAGAGGUGCUCUCUGUUACCACGGUGAAAACAUCACCUGACUUUGCACUCAUCACCUUUGAGGACAGCAGAGUGGCCCAGAGCGUCGUCCAACAGCCUCAGCAGAUUCUGGAGGUGGACGACAAGAGCUUUAACCUGACAGUGAAGGAGCAUCCUGGAGCCACGGCCCAAGAUAAGGUCAUCAUUAGUCUCUCUGCUACUGUUGACUGCAGCCAGCUCUCUGCGGGGAAGAGGACACUGAAAGGUCUCCUUAAGAGCCACCCUGACAUCCAAAUGAACUACAAUUCAGCUCUAGGACUCUGCACGUUAAGUGGCAGCUACUCUACAGUCCAGGCAGCUUUAGCACAGCUGCUCGGACAAAAUCAACUCCCACAAACUACAACGGAAAAGGACCUAAAAAGCAGCACUGAAAGCAGGCCUACUCCUCCAACGCCAUCACCUCGCACACAGAAAUCACAGGACCAAACCAGAAGCCAGAAGGACCAAAAGGAGAGACCCCCCGUAGAGAAACAUACCACAAGUUUACAGAGAGACGUCACUCCCGGUGGUUACGAAUGGGAACUACAAGGUGCUACAGCAAGCCCGCCUGACUCCGAAGAAGAUUUUUCCUUAAUGGUGGACGCGGACACGUUUCAGUAUCUGCAAAAAUACUGUCGAGAGGAGUACCAUCAGAUCCUCAGAAAGCAUGGGGUUGCAGUGGUGGACUAUACACAUCAAGGCUUAACUACUUUGCUAUUUCAAGUCGCAACUGGAGAUGCUGUGAACGAACAAGAGCGCUUAAAAAAGGCUAAGAAUGAAAUUAGCCAGUUGUAUGAGCAAAAUCAGGCAAAUAUUUGUAGAGAUAAGCUUUUAAAAUCAAUUAUUCCCUAUAGAUCCAGUCUUAAAAGAGCAAUUGAUAAACUGAGCAGCAAGUUCACGAAACUUCUUUUCAGUGAAGACGAACAACAUAUCUACUUUAUUGGAAGCAGAGAAGAAGUUGGAGAAGCGAAGAGAUUUCUGCUCCUUUACGACGAAGAGGAUAAAACUGAAGUCACAAGUCCGAGGAGGUUCCAGGAUUCUUGGCCAAGCCAUGAAACAAAAGCCCCAGCUGCUAGCGUUGGCGUUCUGCACACUAAUGGUAUCGAUAAAGAAGAAGAUGAUGCUAAGAUAGACGGAUCUCCAAAGUUCAAGCUCGCGGCGCAGUUUAAAGAUUCACGGGUGGCGCCGAUUGGAAGCAAAACAAGUGAUUUCAAUGUAAGAGGGCAUACGCAGUCAAGUAGCAAAAAACGCCAAGGCCCCAUGCUGGCUUAUGACGAUGUGCUAUCUGAGGCUAACAAGAAUGCAUACGUGAAUGCUCAAAACACAGGUGGAGAUAUAUUGUUUAAGAGUGCGAAUACUGCAGUGCAAAAUGUUGGAUUAGCAGAUACCAGACCCAAAACUUCUGCUGUUAGUCCAGUACAGUUUGAUAGCUUGGGUGCACAAUCGGAAACUAAAACUGGAACAAGUGUAAAACGGGCAAGUAGCUUUUCAGGAGUGAUGCCAAAAAAGGACCAAGAAAAUUCACCAAAAAGUGAACUGGACACAGGGAAAGGCCGAGGGAGAUCUUCGAGUUUCAGUGGUGGUGAUCAGCAGCUUAAUGCCGAAAUAACUAUUGACAGCAUCAUGUGGUUGCAUGUUAAAAAAGCGUACAAACCCAGGAUCGAGGAGUUAACGUCUGGGAUCCAAAUUAGAGAAAUGAAUUCGGAUGGAGAAAGAAAUGUAACGAUUCUUUUAACAGGGACAAAUGGGUCAAAGGUCCAAGCAUGCAAGCAAGGUUUAGCGAAGCUUGUUGAUUCAGUUAGUGUAGAUUUCGUUUGUAAUUCCUUGACACUGCACGAGCUUGGAAUUGCAGACCCAGCCGAUGACGCGUUACAAGCAUGUUGUGAUGAAAUCCUUAGCCGGUAUAAAAAAAUAUCAGUAGAAAUCUCUCAUAAACAUGUAUUUCUUCUUGGGCCUAAAAUUAUGUGUUCUCAAAUUCGUGAUUUGCUCCUUGAAGUUUUCUCUGAAGCACAAGUCGCCUCUAGACUUCAAGACUUCUCACGACCUUCUACGUCAACUGGGUCUGAAAGCUUUAAAAAUUCUCCUAAUGGGAAAAUCAAUGGCUCCGCUGGACAAGUUUCACCAAGGACAGAUCCAGUUAUUAAGGUAAAGGUGAGGAAGCCUGCUGGUUUGGAAGCGGACAGCCAAAACGCUCAAGAUUCUAUCACAUACGCCAAUGGAUCAGUGACAACUCGUAAUGACAAAACCCAAAGAAACAGACAGCAGACUACAGCAGCUCCAGAAGGGCUAAUGUGUGAAAUUUGUGAGAAAAAAGGAGCAACAGUGAAGAGGUUCAAAUGUGGAGAGGUCUACUGUUCGGACUGUAUUAAAGUCACACACUUACAAUGCCAGACGUGUGGGCCGAGAGAGGAGAGGAAAGCACGGGGCAUACAGGGGCAGAUGACAUAUGCUGCUCUGCCCAUGAGUAUGCCAGGAUUUGUGAAGGGUCCUGUUGUGAAGAUCACCUACUGCAUUCCAGAUGGCAUCCAAGGGGACGACGAUCCAUCUCCCGGAGAGUUUUUUACAGGAGGUACAUUUGAGGCGUUUCUCCCAGACUGUGAGCGCACCAGACGCCUGCUGCCCCGGCUGGAGAAGGCCUUCAGGACGGGUCACACCUUCACUGUAGUCAAGGGCAAGGUACAAUGGGACGCAAUCCCACACAAGACCAGCCUGCACGGGGGCAAGCCCAGUGGGUAUCCAGACUCCACUUACCUGAACCGCUUGGACAGCAUCUUGACCGCCCUUGGGAUCUCGUAGUCACCAGCCACAGCUUUCAUAUCCAGAAUCUGUCAUCUUAAUCCAUUUUUCAUUUUAACACAUCUUUUUACACACCACUACUGUUUAAUUUGUAUAAACAGUGAUUUUAGCAUCGUUAACUGUGUUGUCAACAAUAUUGUAUUACACAAAUCAAUUAUUCCACUUUUUUAAAAUAUGUUUUCUAUCGUUAUUUCACACAUUUUGUAUAGACGUGUACAUUUUGCACUGUGAUACAUAGUGACUCCAUAGUUUUAAUUCAUAACGUCAUAUUACAAUUUUUACUUUUAGAAAUAAAGACCAGAUUGACUGAA
Boleophthalmus pectinirostris (great blue-spotted mudskipper) is the source of this 3337-nucleotide messenger RNA. RefSeq lists its product as uncharacterized. The coding region runs from base 102 to 3026 and encodes 974 amino acids. The transcript is spliced from 7 exons. Gene Ontology annotation, biological process: protein ubiquitination; Notch signaling pathway. The record is from RefSeq and is a predicted model, not a curated record. Gene Ontology annotation, molecular function: RNA binding. Lineage: Eukaryota; Metazoa; Chordata; Actinopteri; Gobiiformes; Gobiidae.